GCAACAGGAGCCCGUGCGCGGCGGGGCGCGGCGGCGCGUUGUGCGUGGUUACUGACAGGCACCAGCUGCCGCGCUAUGUGGCCGCUCGGAGCGACAGGCAGAUUCCAGACUAAUCCCGGAGGGCUGGCCCAGCCCGAGCUGCCGGGGCUGCGAGGAAGCGAUGACCACUCCUGUUAGCCCAAGUUGAAGGCAGCCCGGCUGCGCUCGGGAGCCCCGGAGGCCGUGCUCUCCAGAAGAGGCGGGAGAGAGAGAGAGAGAGAGAGCGAGAGAGAGAGAGAGAGCGAGGAACAUGAACUGAAGAGUAACCAUGUAUGGGAAUUAUUCUCACUUCAUGAAGUUUCCCGCAGGCUUUGGCGGCUCCCCUGGCCACUCCAGCUCCACGUCUAUGAGCCCAUUGACAGCCUUGUCCACAGGGAAGCCAAUGGACAGCCACCCCAACUACACGGACACCCCCGUGAGUGCCCCACGGACUCUGAGCGCGGUGGGGACGCCCCUCAAUGCCCUGGGCUCUCCAUAUAGAGUCAUCGCCUCUGCCAUGGGCCCACCCUCAGGAGCACUGGCUGCGCCUGCGGGAAUCAAUCUGGUUGCCCCGCCCAGCUCUCAGCUAAAUGUGGUCAACAGUGUCAGCAUUUCAGAGGACAUCAAGCCCUUACCAGGGCUUCCUGGGAUUGGAAACAUGAACUACCCAUCAACCAGCCCCGGAUCCCUGGUUAAACACAUCUGUGCCAUCUGCGGGGACAGAUCCUCAGGAAAGCACUAUGGUGUGUAUAGCUGUGAAGGCUGCAAAGGCUUCUUCAAGAGAACCAUACGCAAGGACCUCAUGUACACGUGCCGGGAUAACAAGGACUGCCUCAUUGACAAGCGUCAGCGGAAUCGCUGUCAGUACUGCCGCUACCAGAAGUGCCUGGUGAUGGGCAUGAAGAGAGAAGCUGUGCAAGAAGAAAGGCAGAGGAGCCGGGAGCGGGCCGAGAGUGAGGCCGAAUGUGCCAGUAGUGGCCAUGAAGAUAUGCCUGUGGAGAGGAUUCUAGAAGCUGAGCUUGCUGUUGAACCAAAGACGGAAUCCUAUGGUGACAUGAAUAUGGAGAACUCGACGAACGACCCUGUCACGAACAUAUGCCAUGCUGCUGAUAAGCAGCUUUUCACUCUUGUCGAAUGGGCCAAGCGCAUCCCCCACUUCUCUGACCUCACCUUGGAGGACCAGGUCAUCCUGCUCCGGGCAGGGUGGAACGAACUGCUAAUUGCCUCCUUCUCCCACCGCUCCGUCUCUGUGCAGGACGGCAUUCUUCUGGCCACCGGCUUACAUGUCCACCGCAGCAGCGCCCACAGCGCUGGGGUCGGCUCCAUCUUUGACAGAGUCCUGACUGAGCUGGUCUCCAAAAUGAAAGACAUGCAGAUGGACAAGGCGGAGCUGGGGUGCCUGCGGGCCAUCGUGCUGUUUAACCCAGAUGCCAAGGGUCUGUCCAACCCCUCGGAGGUAGAGACUCUGCGAGAGAAGGUUUAUGCCACCCUCGAGGCCUACACGAAGCAGAAGUAUCCGGAACAACCUGGCAGGUUUGCCAAGCUGCUGCUGCGCCUCCCGGCCCUGCGCUCCAUUGGCCUGAAGUGCCUGGAGCACCUGUUUUUCUUCAAGCUCAUCGGGGACACGCCCAUUGACACCUUCCUCAUGGAGAUGUUGGAGACCCCGCUGCAAAUCACCUGAACGCCCCCAGCCGCAGCCCCCCCAGCCUGGGACUACCCCUGGGCGGGUGUGUGUGGACCCCCCCACCCUGCACACGUCCCGCUGCCUCCCGCCCCGACCCUUUCCCGUUCCAAUAAUGUGAUGCUUACAAUAAAGAAACCUUUCUACACGUGCGACUUUUAUAGGUGGUUUUGUACAGAUGUUCAAGGAAACCCUUCUUUGCAAUCUGAGGGGCUGGGGAUCUUUCUGGAAGUUCUUGGAAAAACUCACCAAGCCUCUGUACAUAUAAUUGGUUUAAAUUAUUUUUUCACUUGCCAUGGAAAGCAAACGAGCGAAUAAUAAAAUAAUAUAUAUGAUGUUGA
Neofelis nebulosa (Clouded leopard) is the source of this 2040-nucleotide messenger RNA. It is a transcript of the gene RXRG, whose product is annotated as retinoid X receptor gamma. Bases 308 to 1699 code for a protein of 463 amino acids. The record is from RefSeq and is a predicted model, not a curated record. Gene Ontology annotation, cellular component: nucleus; RNA polymerase II transcription regulator complex. Lineage: Eukaryota; Metazoa; Chordata; Mammalia; Carnivora; Felidae. Gene Ontology annotation, biological process: cell differentiation; retinoic acid receptor signaling pathway; anatomical structure development. Gene Ontology annotation, molecular function: nuclear receptor activity; retinoic acid-responsive element binding; zinc ion binding. The transcript is spliced from 10 exons.